CUACCCGGACCCCAAGGACCACAGGGUGCUAAAGGUCUUCCUGGGCCACAAGGAUCAAUUGGUCCAGCUGGUAAUAUUGGUUCACCUGGUCCGUUAGGUCAACAAGGGCCACCAGGUCCUCCAGGAGCUACUGGCACUUUAGGAAGUCCUGGACAACCAGGUGUUCAAGGAGUUCCCGGAGCCCAAGGUGAUACAGGCAAUUCUGGUCAACCGGGUCCUGCUGGAGAUCUUGGACAGCAAGGUUCGGCUGGUCCACUUGGAAUACAAGGU
Molecule: messenger RNA, 270 nt
Organism: Helobdella robusta
Lineage: Eukaryota; Metazoa; Annelida; Clitellata; Rhynchobdellida; Glossiphoniidae
Exons: 1
Source: RefSeq, a predicted model, not a curated record